AAUAAGUUAUGUUCGCCUUUUGUUUUCCGGAAAAGGUAGUAACUGGUCAAGAUGAAACUUCAAGGAUCUCAAACAUCUUUAUGAGAAGAUCACCAAACUGAGAAGUAUAAUUGAGCAAACAUACCGAAAUUGACAGCUCACAAAACUGGGAACUGCUUAUGCGAAUUAUUGCCGGACGUUUAUGAGGAAUUGUAAAAUGCAGGGCUGGAAUAUCCGAACGAGCUGACAGCCGAUAUGUUCAUGUCAUUCAAGAUGACCUGCUGCAUCUGGACAGUCUGGAUCAUGAUCACAUCUACAAGGUGUUUGUGUAACUAUUCUUCCCGAGACACCAGCUUUUGGAAGAGGAGGAGAGCCCCCUGUUACCUGAUCUGUAAAGAAAUAUGGCCCAUGGGUUCCAACAUCUGCACAUCACAAGGAGUCACCACAUGUCAACAUUGCUUGCUUGUUCACCCUACGUGUGCCUGGUGUUCUCAGGAGGAGUAUGGCAGGGGAGGAUCUGGUGCGUCCCGCUGUGACCUGAAGGCAAAUCUGCUGAAAGGCGGUUGCACGUCAGAUGAUCUGGAGUUUCCCUCCAGCACCGUGAAUAUUCAGGAGGACUCACCGCUCAGCGACAAGGCCUCUGGAACUGCUGAUGAUGUCACACAGAUAAGGCCUCAGAAAAUCCAUAUGGCACUAAGACCAGGAGACUCCAAGCAUUUCACAGUGUCAGUGAAACAGGUAGAGGAUUACCCAGUGGACCUCUACUAUCUGAUGGAUCUUUCGUAUUCAAUGAUGAAUGACUUGGCUCGCCUUCGCACCUUGGGCAAUGAGCUUGCCGUGACCAUGGGCCGCACCACCAGCAACCUGCGCAUGGGUUUUGGAGCCUUUGUGGACAAGACCAUCUCCCCUUACAUGUACACCCAUCCUGCAAUGGCAUUGGAAAACCCUUGCUAUAAAGAUGGUCAGACUUGUGUGGCCCAAUUCGGAUUCAAGCAUGUGCUGUCACUGACAGAGAAGGUGGCUCGCUUCACUGAAGAGGUUAAGAAGCAGCAGGUGUCUAGAAAUAGAGAUGCUCCAGAGGGUGGAUUUGAUUCUAUCAUGCAGGCUGUGGUGUGCAAGGAAAAGAUAGGCUGGCGCCCAGAUGCCUCCCACCUUUUGGUGUUCACUACUGAUGCCAUAACUCACAUCGCUCUGGAUGGACGUAUAGCCGGAAUUGUCCAGCCCAAUGAUGGCCUAUGCCACCUUGAUGUUGACAAUGUUUACAACAAAUCUGCUGUGCUGGACUAUCCCUCCUUGGCACUGAUGACAGAUAAAAUGUCUGAAAACAACAUUAAUUUAGUUUUUGCUGUGACCAGCCAAGUGGUGCCACUUUACAAGGAAUACAGUAAGCUCAUUCCAGGCUCAACCGUGGGAUUGCUGUCCGAUGACUCUGGGAAUGUUAUUCAGCUCAUUGAGGACGCUUAUGCUAAAAUUCGCUCUAAAGUGGAACUGGAGUUACUGGGAGUUCCAGAGGAGUUAAAUCUCUCCUUCAAUGCCACUUGUCAAAAUGGAGAGGUCAUACUUGGACUCAAGUCCUGCUCUGGCCUCAAGAUUGGAGACACAGUGUCAUUCAAUGUGGAGGCUCAGUUACGUGGCUGCCCAAAGGAGAAGAGCCGCACUUUUACUAUCAAACCUCGAGGCUUUAAGGAUUCCCUGGAGGUAACCGUUGACUUUGCCUGUAGCUGCGACUGUGAGGCGGAGGCCCAAGCCAACAGCCCCCUCUGUAGCAACGGCAACGGGACGUACGAGUGUGGCGUGUGUCAGUGCCACAAGGGCCGCCUGGGCCCACAAUGCCAGUGCUCAGUGGAGGACUACAGUCCAUCUGACGAUGCAAACUGUAGCCCAAAGCCUGGGAGCCCAAUCUGCGGUGGGAGAGGCGACUGUUUGUGUGGACAGUGCUCCUGCCAUGACAAUGAGUUUGGCCAGGUGUGGGGCAAAUUCUGCGAAUGUGACGACUUUAACUGCCUGCGCUUCAAAGGGGCACUGUGCUCCGAUCAUGGGAAGUGUGGCUGUGGCAUCUGUCAGUGUGACGCUGGCUGGAAAGGAGAUAACUGUAACUGCUCCACACAGAUAGACACCUGCAUGUCCAGCAUUGGCAUGCUGUGCAGUGGACGGGGUUACUGCCAGUGUGGGGUUUGUCAAUGCACUCAGCCUGGCGCAUACGGAGACACCUGUGAAAAGUGCCCCACUUGUCCUGAUUCCUGUACUUUGAAAACGAAGUGUGUUGAGUGUCAGCACUUCAAGAGAGGACAGUACACUGAAGACAGCAGCUGCAGUACAAUCUGCAAAGAUGAAAUUAAAGUAGUGGAGGAACUGGUUGUCCAUGAAAGCAAUGCAGCAGCAGUGAAUUGCUCGUACAAAGAUGAAGACGACUGUGUUGUGCACUUCCAGUAUUACGAUGAUGAAACUGGCAAAUCCAUUCUGUUUGUGGUAAAAGAGCCAGAGUGUCCUCAGGGUCCAGACAUCUUGGUGGUGCUCUUGGCGGUGACCGGAGCUAUUUUGCUACUGGGUCUUGUCGGCCUGCUCAUCUGGAAGCUGCUUGUCACUAUUCACGACCACAGAGAGUAUGCCAAGUUUGAGGAAGAGAGAUCCAAAGCCAAAUGGGAUACGGCUAACAAUCCUUUGUAUAAAGGAGCCACAUCCACCUUCACCAAUGUAGCAUACCGAGGUACUUAACCAUUCAAUGUAAUGAGAAAAACUCAGGGGUCAACGACACCGAUGGAAUGUAGUAGCAGAGAAAUGGGAUGAUCCUACACUGUAGCUGAAAAGUAGUUCAUGCUGUAAACAACAUGGUGUGUUAUUGUACAUAUUGUAAAAUAACUAAAACUGGUAAUGUCAGAGAUGCUGGCCUGAUUUUAGUUUUUAGGUUUUCUGUUUUCACCCUUUGUCCUGCAAGAUCCUGCAGAACAUGCAGUCAUUAAGCAGUGUGGUCAAAGCUUUUCUUUUGUUGCGUUUCUUAUACAAUUUUGUGUAAGUACUCUUUGUUGUCUCCAUUAACUGCAAAAAGAUACAAUUCCCCCGGCCUCUAGGCUGACUUGGUUUACAGUGAUGUUUGUGAUGUAUAUUGUUUUUUCAAUCAGCAAUGGUUUCUGCACCAUCAUCUUAUUUGUGUAUGUUGGGCUUUUUUAUUUUUCAUUUAUUUCUUCAUUAAUUGCUGAAUUGUAAACUAUUUACAUUUUCCUCUGACCAGCACUAUGUGAAAUUGCAAAGUCAUGCUGUUCAUUUGUGUUAUUUAUAUUGCACAAAAAAUGAUAAUGGCAACAAUAUUCUCCAUAUGGAAGAAUAUGAUGUGUGUUUUGGUUGAACAGCUCUGAAACUCUCCUGGGACAUGACCUGCAAGAUAGCUGCAUAGUUGUCUGUGUUUUUUGUUGCACAUUUUAAAGAUGCCUGGGGUAGUGCUCUAGUUUGUUACACAGAUGGAAGGUAUAAAGAUUAAGUAUACUUGACUUCGACAACUUUUGUAUGAUGCCUAAUAUUUGGAUUUCUUUAAACAAAAUCCAAGCUACUUAUGACCUUUAUUGAGUUCUGACUUACAGUAUAACCUCCUUAAACACAACAUACUUAUGUUUCAGAUAAAAGUUGUCUAAAAAAUGUUUUGGAUGAACUAUACAAUAAAUAAAUACCAUAUAUAAAGAAACAAUUAAGGAUUGGUUAGCUACACUUUUAGAUUCAAUUCAUGCAGGUUCACUAUGAUGUGGGUGUUAUAAUAUGAAAUGAAUAAUAUGAAAUGAAUAUGAAAGACUGCAGCGGCUAAAUAUCCUGUGCUCACAACUGUGAAAAUCUUAUUUGUCAAGUCCUAUCAUAUUUCCUGAAGCAUGACACAUGUCAUUAAAAUGAGGCUGUUAUUUCUGCUCUUGUGAGGGUCUGAUACUCAGUCUGAUACUGUUGUCACAAAACACAUCACUUCCGCUUACAUCCUGCCUGUCACAACUUCCUGUUAAUCACACUGGCCCGAUGAUUCCAUCUAAUGUGUGCUGCAUCCAGUUGUUUUUAUGGUUUGUUGGUACUUCAGUUCCCCUUGGAAAUAAAAUGGUACAUCACAA
Messenger RNA from Eleginops maclovinus (Patagonian blennie), 4061 nucleotides. It is a transcript of the gene itgb3a, whose product is annotated as integrin beta 3a. NCBI's taxonomy places the organism in Eukaryota, Metazoa, Chordata, Actinopteri, Perciformes, Eleginopidae. The record is from RefSeq and is a predicted model, not a curated record. Gene Ontology annotation, molecular function: fibronectin binding; fibrinogen binding; integrin binding. Gene Ontology annotation, biological process: integrin-mediated signaling pathway; cell migration; cell-matrix adhesion. The transcript is spliced from 17 exons. Gene Ontology annotation, cellular component: focal adhesion; cell surface; integrin complex. Bases 235 to 2694 code for a protein of 819 amino acids.